UGAUUGCGAGACAAGCUGUCUGGCAUAACGUGCACUCAACUCUGCGACUCCCGCGAGCACAAUUGUGGAACCAGUUCUGACUACUGUCUGUGUGCGCGAUAAGAGCGGCUUCAUUCCCCCAGCGAUCAUUACCACUCCAACCGGGGGUGUUACCCGCUGGCUAUAUUGCUAUUGUCGAUUUUCGUGAUACGUGGAAGGUGGAUACGGCGCUGCGGUCCGAUCGUCCAGGAGAAUAUCGGAGAAGCCGAUACAUCACAGCUAACCUCAAGAUCACCCCUACGGAAUGCAGGUCUUACUACCAUUUUGUGAUCCGGGGAGGAGAGUGUUUCUUUUUUUACGCGGCGUUGGUAGUCCAUGUGCGAUACGCUUAACAGCACAAACUAGCAAAUACCGAGGUACAUCCAGAAGGACAAGCUGCUUAUCAUCGGUGGGGUGUGUGUGCUUAUCUGCUCUGAGGCUAAAAGAGUAGCGGCAUUUCGCUGAACGUUUGCGACCAUAGGCAACUGGAGGUUUCACUCUUACCUGCAGAGCCGCUUCCUGGUGCUACUUCCAAUACAGUCACAGCCCUCCACACCUCACCCUGUGAAGUUUUAGUUAUUAUCCUUUGACUAUCGUACAGUAACACUGUGUAAUGUAUUUAGAAAGUCACGCCGUCGGAAGUUGGUGUGUUUGUUUCAAACGCCGAUCGCGUAUACGCCCAUGCCCUCUUUGUACGUGUGUGCGCUGUGUUACACGAUCGACGAAAGCAAGUUUUCACCUCGAUGCGAGUCUGACAAGUUAGUGGAUGGUUGAUGCCCUCUCCUGUCUGUCUAAGCCGUCGUCUUUUUCUCGGUCGUGGCUUCUGGCGGCAAUGUCGGAGCAUAGAAUAACGCAGUUUAGCGCUUGCAGUUCGAUAGUUUUCCGCGACGUCGUCGAGUGAGCAUGGAGUGCGCCGGAAUGUUCAUAAGCACAGCGGAAGCCUUUACAGAAUCAGAGGCUGCUAAACAUGAGCGCGAAUGGGCUGUGUUUCUUCUGUUUUUUGUUGUUCAGGCAUGCUUUGAUCCAGCUCUCUCAAACGCUCAAGGUGGAGCAAACCCGUCUGCGGUGGUCGUGUCUCCCGAUUACGAGAACCGCACCCCGACAGCUCCGCAGGACUCGUUAUCAGCAUUCGAUCAGCUGGUUAUUUCACUUCGGGACUGGGCAACUGCUCAGUAGUACUCGUCGCAUCGGCGUUUGAGAAACGAAGAGUGAUCAGAACUCUCAAGCACAGUAUCAUUCAAUGUACUUUGGUUACUCCCGCGUCGGCACGUGCCGAUCUGCCUUUAUCUUGCUGACACAAUAAUCUGAGAACCAGAGGCCGCCGCCCCAGUUUUAGGGAAGCAUCUAAAGAUACCCGCGUGCAAACACCUGCAGGUCGAUUCGAGGCGUAGACUAUCUGGCACGCUUAGUUCCUUUGACGGGCCGUGAAAUCUAAUAUUUUGGGGGGGUCAAGAAGUCCCGGAAGUCAAAAGAUAACUGCCUCUGGAUAAUCUUUCGACAGUCUGCGACGCGAAAAACAAUCUACGUCUCUGGAAUUUUUUCAUCGGUUAAUCGUCAACCAGUCUGUGUCACGGUGCAAACACAGGCGUCCUUGGCUCGUCGUGCGAGCCAAGGUGGCGGCGAUUUUGUAAAAAGCUGCUAUAACAGUUGGUCGUUCCGAGGUGCCUGAAGCUGGAUUAUGACAUAUUUUUGUGUUCAAAAACGUCUUCCUUACCGACAAGCAAAGUGUUGUGUCUGCCCUGGUGUUCGUGUCAGUCGUGGGGUUUCCUAGUUCCCGUCUAUGGGCCGUCGGGCCGACGCGAUCGGCCCCGUUUGAGCGUUCCCAGACGUCUUUUGCCGGCAGCGGAGGCGUUGCUGACCCCGUUCCUCCACGCCACAGCGUCGCAUUGGUAAAUAACAGGAUAAAGAAACAAAACUGCAGUGACGGACGAGAAGUCGAGCAGCGGACAGGCUAGGCGCGGUCCCGACGCGCGGCGUAAUAAAGACUCAUGUCGAGGCAACCUGAACGCUGCGCAAGGAACCAAGUGAAAUCACUGGUGCAUCCGUGCAGUUUUCAAAGAUUGCUCCGUGUAGUUUGCGAUUCUCCCCAAAUCGCACUCUCGAGGAACAAGACAAGAGGAGUAAAGAAGGCCCUACCCAGUGGCGGGUGCUGUGAGGCAUGUGGCAGGGCGGCAACGCACAGCCACGCCGCUUGACCGGGUUGGCACACUCGUAUUAAUAGGCGGCGAACUGGCAGCUCGUCUCGUGGAAUUAGAGGCCAUCCACCAGGACUCGCGAGCAGCACUUUUUAUCUGAGAAGAGAGGGUUACGCAGGCGUUAGUGACAUUCUUCGAGCGUUUAUCUGCAGCGAGACAGAACAACUUGUGCGCCAAGGACGGGUGACGUCAGCAGAGCGCGACCUGCCGUCUGGUGGACAACAGUCGAGUUCUUCGAAGGUCCCGGGGCGCCGCAUGCUUGCUGGUCACGUUUCCGCCACGGCCCCCACCUAUGUGCUGCUGCGCUUCCCCUGUGAUUCCAAUUUUUUCAGCCUGCCGCUCAAUGUGUUGCCUUGUGCGCUUGACUUCGGUCGUUAUUGAGUUCAGGCAAAUGUGCGUGCACUGCGCAUUUCUUGCCGCUGUCGCGGGCUUCAUCUGAUGCCGUCGCUGCUAUGCAGUGACUCUUGCCUCAACCCAGCCUCAGGAUCAGCCGGAGCAGUCACGACAACUCGCAACGUGGUGCUGAACUGUCGAAUGCCAACCUAAGAUUGUUAGGAGUCUUCCGCAUUGGUGUCUCUGCCAUCUCGCUCGAAGCGUUCGUGACGUCACUCGCUGUACAGCGAAGUUGUCGAGGACAGUCUCCCGUUGCUGCCUCUUGCGGCGGCGGCCCCAGAGGGUAUUCAACGGCGCAGUCCCACUCCAUUCGGAUGCACCGAAAGUGCGAUCUUGUUGCCUUCUUAUGACUCUUCGAGGAGUGCACGUACCCGUCAGCGACUCUCCAGUGUCGUCUCAACCUGGGACGUCUCGUGAUCUGUUUUGGAUCUGCAGCAGCAGUGAGCGAUCCGAACUGUCUGGUGCACCCGUCGUCACCCAAGAAAGACUCUUUCUGCUUCCCCUCUCUCAAAUCUGAAACAGCAGGGCUUUUACGUUUUUCCGCUGCCUCCUUGUCUUCACAGCGACUACGCUUCGGCCCUUACCUUGAGCCGUCCAGCUUCCUCUCUCCGGAGCGAAGGUUUCCUCACCGCUGAAGGGGCGAAUGUCUAUUCUUUCAAAACAUUUCCGGUUUCAGAAACAGCUCAUCCUCUGCAUCGAACAAGGAGACAGCGAGCGGACGACGCGUUGCCUGUACAGUUGAGGGGGGGAGCGUGGUGCCGUUCCGGCAGAACACGCGCGUCAUUUGGCAACUGUCGCUCGUGAUCUAAAUCACGCUGAUUUCCUGGAGAUGCCUGGCACUCCGUCUGUCUCUGGCCUUUUUCAAAGAGAUUUGAGCUCGAAAGACUCAAGGGAAGUGAUGCCACUCACCUCAGCUGUCGCGGGAGGAGGCACAGGCCGAAAGCUGUUGUCUCCCUUUCUCAAGGCCGUGUCGUCGCCCUGGACAAGCUCAGAGCGUUGCUUCUGAAGAUGCUCUAGAAGCGGAGUUUCGCUAUCUGUUUGGGAGACUGAGUCCUUCGAAUGUACGUGAGGCCGCUACAGUCCACUCGGUUUCUGUCCCGCUUGUGUCUCUGUGAGGUACCCAGGCUCCUGGCGCUGGUGCACUCGAGUGGUGAGGUGUACAUCUUCUGCAUUCUGCAUGCCUGUCACGAGCCUCCAGGGCCUGCAUGCGGGUGAAGGACAGUAAAUACGAGGACAGGAGCCACUGAAAUGCCUGCCGCGACCGUCCUUCUGUGGGUCGUAUUCCCUUGCUCUUUUUUUUCAUUUUCCGCCUUCCGUGUGCGUCUGCCCUCCUGCCUUGGCCCGUGUUCGCUUUUCUCUCGCAUGCUGUAGCAAGAUGCCGGAGCCGACGCAGUGUACUUCGUCAUCGCUCCCUCACUCUGCUUCCUCGGACGUAUCUGACUUGUCCGCUUCUUCGCCUUCUCCUCCAUCGCGAGUCUGUUCAAUUGUCUCGGAUGCAUGGCCGCGUGAGACAUUUGUCUCCUCUUCGGCGCCGGCAGCGACAGACGCGCCUUCUGAGGCCUCAUCAUCUACGCUUCCUUCUUCCCUUGUUUCGUCCUUCUCCUCCUCAAUCGAUUUCCAGAGUCCGUCUCCACGGUGGGGGCCGUCGGUGCCGCGCAUGCUCACUAGGCGCUCUGGGAAGACUUGUACAGUUUCUCGCGCUUCCGAUCCCCCUUCCUGUUGUCCACCUUCUGUGCCUAUGUGUCUCGACGAGAUACACGCUCCUCUUCCGAAGGCCUGGCGGGGAAGGGGGAAGAAGAGCAGAGCCCGGUCGCGGUUCUCUCCGGACUCACUGCAAGAAUAUCCGGAGAGCUGGGAAGGCGUAGACGAAGGAGAGGAGACAGAGAGUGAGAAAGAGGCGAGGGCGAGUGGGCGAGAGGACGCGAAGAACGUCGGUCGCAGCGAAGGCGUCCCAGAAGGAGCCAGAUGCGUCGAUUGGGAGAGAGGAAGCAGGGAGGAUGGACACAACAGUCAGAGGGAAGGGUGUGGGGUGGAGGUCGAAAAGAAAGAGGAUGAAGAAGACGUCUCUUUAAGCUCGCGUUGUCGACAACCGCUUCGAGACUAUCCAUGUGAAAGUGAACACAGGAGUGGAAGUGGACAGCGGAGAAACCAUUUGGAAAGGGGAGACUGCGCCGAAGUCAGCGAAGACAUUGGUCGCGACGCCUAUCAGGGAGAACCAAGCCGGACGGAAGGAGAAGAAAGAGAAACUUCAUACGAGGGUCGGACUUGCUGCCCUCACCAAGACGGUGAAACUGGCCAUCCGUCCUCGGAUACUCCUCUUUCUUCGUCGCUCUCGUCGCCCCCUUCUUCCUUUCAAGCCCCUCGCGCCGUCCAUGAGCUGUCUAUGUUGGAAGCAUCUUCCCUCUUGCUGAGUGAGACGCCGACUCUCCGUACACCCCACACUUCCUCCUCUUCUUCUCACCUGUCUCGUGCAUCUUCGUCUGGCGGGUCUUCCGCUUCUCUCUCGGAGAGACGCGAGGAAGGCGGCAGUCUCCACACCGCGAUUGCAGGGAGUCCGACCAGCUCAACGUGUAUGCGCUCUUCGGGAUCUUGUUCUGCUCUGUUUCCUUCGAUCCCCCUAGGUUCGGCUGCAGACUCACACGACGCUGAGGCCGGCGGUCGCCAGGACGGGCCGUUCGCGUUCUCGUCGUGCUUUCCUUCCUCCUCGUCGCUCUCGUGGAGUCCCGUCGGAGCGGAAGACACGCAAGGGAGAGAAGGCGACAUGCAGGAAGAGACACGGGAGUCUCUCUUCGCUUUCUCGGCGUCUCCGGGACAGCUUCGGCACCCCCGAGGCUCGACGCUGUCUGUGGCCACCUUCUCGUCAGACCAGGCGGAAACAUCUCCGUUUUUCUCCUUCUCUUCGUCGCCGCGUCUGCCCUCUUCUCUGUCGUCUGCCGCAUCUGCGUCGCAGUCUCCUUCCUUCGUGUCGACGACCGUCGAGAUCCAGCGAGACGGAGGCGCCGUCGAGGGCCUGGACAGAGAUGUAGCGCGGAAGCUAGCCACUGAGACCUUCCUCACGUUCGCUCAGCCUGUGAGGACCUUUGCCGAGGCGCCGAAAGACGCUGUUUCCCCACAGAAAUCGUUUUCUCCCUUGCGAUCAAGGGGAAAUGGGCUGGACUCGCCUGCGCGCCACACACCUCGUCACGAAGUGAAGGGAAGCAGAGGCGGCGCUGAAGCUGCAGGGUCUCCGUCGUCUUCCUCGUUAACGUCGUCCACCUCACCUCUGUACACGUCGCCUGCGUUGUCUCUCUGUGCUUCGGAACUGAGGCGGAAGGCCGAGAGCGCGCUCGAGGCAAAGGAAGAGGCGAGACAGAUCCGCGAAGAAGACGGCCCAAGAGGCACAACAGCGAUGCCAACAUGUUCACGCUUCUCUGCCUCUCCCGCCUUCCUCUUCUCCCCGUCUUCGGCGGGUCAAGAGAAGCCAGAGGAGGCGGCUCGGUUGGACGGGCGCUGCUCGAAGGCAGAGGCGACGCGCGAGUUUGGAUCGCAGGACGGUACUCCUGUGGGAACUGCAAGACUAAAGGGAGAGGGACGAAGCGCAACGGAACAGAUCGAAGCCAGCCAGUGCCUCUCAGGAAGCAAAGACGCGUCAAACGAUUCGCGAGGCCCAAAGCAUGGAGGAACCGCCCACCUUCCCUGCGCGUCUCCUGUGUCGUCACCGUCUGCCUCACCUCCGUCUGGCGCAUUUCCGUCUGCCUCACCUCCGUCUGCCUCAUUUCCGUCUGCCUCAUUUCCGUCUGGCUCAUUUCCGUCUGUGUCACUUCCGUCUGUGUCACUUCCGUCUUCAUCCGCAUCUGGGUUUUCUCCCUCCGCUCCUUUCUCUUCUUCGUCAUCUUCCUGUUCGUUGUCGUCAUCUUCCUCCGCAUCUUUAUCCUUUCCCUCUUGCUCGUCGUUGUCUCUGUCCCCUGCGCGGAUUUUUGAGGACUCUUCUGGAGUCGUUGCAGCCGAGGGGAAGUUGAAUUUCUCUGGUGAGGCUUCGGUUUUAGGGGCGGGACCGCCCUUUGCGUCUUCGCCGUCUCCUGCCUCGGAGCCUUCUGCCUCAGUGGCACUCAAAGGUCGCGAUGCGUCUGCAGGACGCCUCUCCGGCGAGAACAAUUUCUUCUCCUUCGCGCUGGAGGCGCAUGCGCCGCGACCCGCGGAGGCCCUGGCGUCUUCCCUGGGCGCUUCGACCAGCGCACUCAAGGGGGCGCUGGCCGGGAGUCUCGCGGUGGACGCGCAAGGAGCCGAGGGAGAAAGCGUGAACUGGGACGAGGCGCUCGGUGUCGCGAAAAGCGACUUAAAGGAUCCUCCAAUUCCGCGGACAGAGGAUGAAUGGGAGGCGCUGAUCGGCACGAGCAAGACCGCUAGCUUUUCGGUCUAUCUAGGACGCGAGUUGCUCGACGUUUCCGGCGUUCACUCCAUCCAGGGCGACGCGAGGACACAGUUAGAGGGCGAGAAACGCGAAGGAGGCGGAGCUGCGCCUGCGCCCCCGCGCAUGAAGCCCUGGGAGUCUGUCCUUCUCGUUUUGGACCCCACAACAGCGACGGUGGCGUCUCCCUACUCGCCAGAUUCGGUGAACGAAACGGAGGCGCAACGCGAUCUCCCCAUCGUUCUCCUAGGGGGGGCAGGCGACCCGGGAGCUGCACCGUUUGUCGUUAUCGAAGAAACAUUUACUUCAGACGAAGGAGGCGGUGUCUUGGGUUUCCAGGGAUUGCCGAACGCAGAGCUUUCACACGAGGCAGGAAAAGAUAGAGUGGGAAACCCAAGGCUUAUAGACGGAGACUGUCGCGGGCUCUCUCUCGGGGGUGAGAAGAGGGAGCGCCACACGCAAGCUGCGGGCCGAGUCGAGGGGAAAGAAGGGGAAAAGCGGCUCGACAGAAACGCAGACAGAACAACGCGAAGACAACUGGGCCGUCUCGUGCUUGAGGCACCAGGCAGUGGCAUCGGCCAGAGGGCCUUGAAGGAGAAGGAAGAAGCGGAGAGAAGACUGGCAAACUCGCGGAGCACACACACGAGAGAACAGGAAGAGACCUGCCGGAAGGUAACUGGGGGAGAACCGAAUUGCGACGAAUGGGUUUCCGGUGAAUUGAAAGCGAAAAUAGACAAGGGGGGGACAGAAGAAACAGCAGCGACGGGACUCUGCCAAAUGAAGAAGCCGCUAGGUUCAAACAAGGACCAGGCUGCGACGUCAUCCCAAGCGUCACCUUCGUCGUCUCCUGGUCUUUCGUUGCAAUUUGCUGCGUCUCCCUGUUCGGCUUCGUCUGCCUCCUCUGUGCCGUGUUUCUCCGCUCUUCCCUCGUGCACGGCGUCUUCAUCCCCUCCCGGCUCUGCUCCCCUGGCUUCUUCCUCUGCUUGCUCGUCAUCUGUGCCUUCGACGCCUGACGGAUCCGGAGGGUCAGGCCAGACUCCGUCAUUUGCCUCCUUUCGCGAAAGUCUGCAGCGCGCGGUGUCGUCUGCGUCUCCCGCUGAAGUCGAUCCUCGCCUUUUGCGUCUGUUACGUCUCGCGGACGCGAUGGAGGCAGCCAACGGAGGAAAAUGUCAGGAGGAGAGAAGACAAGCAUCUGGUGAUAUCCGCGCGCAGCCUCCCGGUGGUUCAGCACUUUCUCCCCUGCGCGACUCGACGCCCAGUGAUGAACCUGUGGAGACUGUGGCGGUCGUUUCUUCCCUGCAGCAAAGCCAAGAGAAACCGUCUGAGUGUCCCGCGAGCGAUUCUUUUUCGUCGGAGUCGUCUCUUGUCCUCUCGCCUCUGUAUCGACACGAAGCUCCGGCGUUGUCGCCUGCAGCUGCGGCGUCGCCCGCGGCCUCGUUUUCGACUUUCCUCUUCGCGGGCGCGCCCCCCUCGCCUUCCUACCUCGCCGUGGUCGAGGCGCAACGGGUCCAGAUGGAGGAAAAGCAGAGAGAGAAGAAAGGAAGGCGACUUCUUCAGGAGCUGCUCCGUGGGUUCGGCGGGAAAACCUCCGACUUGCAUGUGCCGAUACCCUUGUGUCUGUUUCCGCCACCUGCGCGUCGACUUUCGCACCUUAGCGCGAUCCAGAUGUGGACCGAACUGCGGCAGAGCCACUGUCCAACGUUCGCCUCCCCAUCGGCGAGUUCUACUCGCGAAGGCACGCGCUCUUCGCGAAACGGAGAGCGCCGGGGGUUCUCGCUCGUCUCUCCCGGCGACAGUCGCUUGGGGCUUGAAGCCUCUCGGGACGUUCCGAACUUUCCUGUCUCGCCGCUUGUUCCAGUCCCUGAGGCCACCGCAGGUUCCCAGAGUCGCGUGCGAGGCGGCGCGCAGAGCGGAGGCGUGCCUGGCGGCGACGGCGGGUUCCUAUCCCGCGGCGAAAUGAAUUUCUCGCCUUCGUCGUCGGCGCCUUCGUCCUCGCCGAUCUCGGCUUCUUCGGACCGGAAGAAAGCAUGUCUGUCGGGUGUCUCGCUCGCGUCGUCGCCCUUUCUCCAGCCUGCGCCGAAGGCCCCCGACAUGGAGGCGCAGGGCGCGGCGUCUCCGAGGGGACAGGUCGGCUCGAACGAGGCUGGCGCGUCAGGCUCUGCGUCCCUGACCGCGGAGGAGCAGCGGGAGGUCGCCGAGCUGAGCUUGGGGUUGAUUCGACGAAGUCCUGACAUUCUUCUGCUCCCGAUUCAACAGCAGGAACUCGCGCUGCAGCAGCAGCUGCACCAGAUAAUGCUCUGCAGGCACUGGUGGGCCGAAAAGAUGGACCGGAGUCUGUACGAGGCGCCGGUGUUCUCGGAGGAAGACAAGAACGCAAAGAUCAUCGACGCGCCGCCCAUGUCCGCGUGCAUGCAAGACGAAGCAAGCAAAAGCCUCGGAGCCGCGUCUCCAACGAGUAGAGAGAAAGACGCUCGAGAGAGAGAGAAGGCCGAGGACGGAGCGCUGUGCAGCGGCGAAGAGCGCGGCAGGAACGAGCGGCCGCCGAAACGCGGCGUGAUCGUGAGUGCGAAGAAACCAGUGACAGGCGGCGAGGAGAAGAAGAAGGCGAAAGGCGCCCGCGCGCGAGAAGAGAAGAAGAGCGAGGAAGACAUCCACGCCUUCCCCAGCAUCCUCGAGCCGUCUAAUCUCAUGAAGGAAAUCUUUGGGCUGCAAAAGUUGCCUGGAAGCAAAGCCUACAGAAAGCUCAAGGAUCCCAGAAGUGGACCGCCCUCCUGGGGCACUCAGGUCUGGUUUUCCCUCGGGCGUCGCGCAGAGCUCGAGUUUCUGCUUCGGCGGCACUUCUAUCCGGAUGCGUGCAAAGGAGCUGUCUCCGCAGCUGCAGAGUCUCCCGCCGCUGCGACUGUCGGCAAGAAACGGGGAAAGGAGACAACUGGCGGCGCGGGUGCAUGGAAGCGGAGCGCGUCGUCGCCGAGCGAGGGCAAGCCUUGCAGCGUGUCGGCUGGUGCAGCGCGCGAGAAGGUGCUGAGAGACAAGAAGGCAAGGAAAGGUCGGGCGGCUGGACGAGGCCGCGAUGACGAGAAAGAAGAAGAUUUGGAGGAAGAAGAAGACGAAGAUGAGCCGGCUCUGGACGGGCUCGAGUCGAGUGCCUCGGUUGAGGUUCUCUGUGAAGAGGGCGACAAAGGGUCCAGUUCGUCGACGGAGAAGGCAGAAGGGGAAGAGGACUGUCUCCUCCAUCCUCUUCUUCUGCUUCGCAUUGCCAACUGCGAGUGGCGCAUCUUGCGCGACUUCGUCCCCGAUGUUGUGAAGGUCUUCAAACAACACGUCCGGUGCUUCAAGCUGAAGCGAAAUCCCUAUGUGACGACGCUCCAGCAACAAGUCGACUACAAACUAGCUGUGAUGUCAUCCCUGCGUUCACCGUUUUACCGCGUCGCCUCUCCGUUCGUGGACCACGCCAUCCGACUAAUUCUUCGGCACCGCUUCGGCGUCUUGUCACUGUCUCUCGUCUCGCCCUCUUCAUGCGAACAGGAGGAGACAGGCGCUGAACGCGGCCCGGGCUCCGCGCCAGGUGCGCGUCCAGACGAAGAAACCGGGGACGCCUUCGCUUCUCGCUCGUCGAGUUCUCGCAUUCUCGACGAGCCGGAGAAACGCGAAGGAGUGGAGGACGAAGAAGAGUUUCGACGGAAAGGGCGAUCGAGCAGCUACGCCCUUCCGUUAUUCGGCCGCGAGAGCCUCGCGAAGCUGCCACCCUCGUCUACGCUUUUCGCCUCAACAGCGGCGACGGCGUCGUCCAGCGCGGCGCAUGCGCCUCUUCCCGCGGUGGCGCGCAGCGGCGAGGAGGAACGUGGCGACGAGCAGCUGGGGAAAGGAUGUCGGAAGAAGGUGAAACGACGCCUACUCGAAGACGACGCGUCUCCAGUCGCGAGCGCGUCCCCUUCCCCAGAGCCUCAGGAGAAGCGCGACAGUCUCGUCUGGGCUUUCCCCUUUGCUUCGUUGGCAGAGGACGACGGCCAAGCAGCGGGGGUCCUCGAGCAGUCAGGAGGGAGAAACCUUCCGCCGGACUGCGCGCAAUUUCUUCGUGUCAUUCAACACAGCGAAGGCGAAGGCGCUGCCGAGUUCGUGGAGACGCAGGAAGACGAAGAACUGCAGUCGCUGUUGUCUCUCUUCCCCUCGCCGUGGCAUGCCGUGCGGCUCUUCGUCCGCCUCUUUGCGGCGCGCAUGCAGAGAGGGUUGGACGACGGAGCCGAUCGACGAGCCGACAAGACCGUGGGGGAAGCGCUGAUCGACGAACACCUUCUGAAAGCCGUUUUGGCGCAUCCCUGGACGCUGUGGCUCUCUUUUUUCUUCUCGAGAACAAAGCAUUCGGAGACUGCGUGUCUCUCCUACUCCCUCGCCGCGUCCCUAGACCGUCUGUCGCCUCUCUUGCCCCCCGUGGCGUCGGUGCCUUCGAUGUCGGUGCCCUCUGCGUCUCCUUCGUCGCCUCGUUUGCCGUAUGCGACUUGUUCGCUUUCUUUGGCAAAGCGCGAGCAGCCGGCGGAUCCUCUCAUUCUGCCCCGGCGGGCGUUUGCACACUACGGACGCUUUCAAGAGUUUCCGCGGUUCGUAUGUGGCGGCGUGGAUCGCGAGAAGUGUAUCCGGCGCAGACGCUUCCGCGUCGAGGUUCGCAAGGGCACAGGCUGUCUAGCGAACAGCUUCUCGUUUUCCUUCUCCUUCUCGCCGUCUUCCGCGUCACGAGACUUGACAAGACACACAAACGAGGAGGCGGAAGUGCGGCAAGAAAGCCAGUCCAGACUGCGUAAGCCGGUUUCUUCUCAAUCUGUGGUGGCGGAGAACUCACGAGGCGACGACCAGGAGGAGAGCCCCGAGUUGCCGGCGCCAGCGACCACUGCCGCGUCGCAGGCCUCCAAGAAGAAGAAAAGCCGCAAGGGCGGCAAGAAGGGUGAGGGGAAGAAGGAAGAGAGACGCGAUGAAGAGACACCCGGUGGAGACUCGGGGACGAGCAGCCAGGAGAAAGAGGCCGCGCUCGAAGAAGAGUGGAGCUCGUGGAGUCUAGAGAGAGUGGGCGUCGGCGGCAAGUACUAUAGGAUGAUUGAGGUCGAGGAGAUUCCAGACGACGAGCUGACCACGGCAGUCUUGCCGCCUUUCCAGUCUUCCUUCCGCGAAGAACUGCGGAGUGUCGAGAACGAGGACGCAGGCCUCCAGGACGAGCCGCAGGCAGAGAUGGCGCCAAGCGACAAGGCGGCUCUAAAAGUCAAACGCGAGCCCGGUGGAGCCGGACCUGUCUCCGUGUCUCCGGCGGCCUCGGGUGUGGACGUCGACGUGACGAAUGCGUUAGAGCGAAAGAACACGACGAAAACGGACGAGAAAUCGACAAGGGAAGGAGAGAAGAGCGAAGUCGAAGAAGAGCCACCGAAAGACCUCGACGAAAAAGAAAGCCUCGCCCUACAGAGACACCUCCUUCGCACCGAGGCACUUCUACGCCUCUUCGAGUACAGGCAAAGCGUCCCAGAAAAGCUCGAACCGGGGCUGGCCGUCCAGUUCGCGAGCAGUCUUAUCCCCGGGAGUCACGUCGCAUGGUGGGAAGGGGUGAUUCUCUCUGUGAAGGAAGACGACGGCUCCGGCACCUCGCCGGUGGCUCCGCAGUUGCCGUCGACGCCUUUUCCGUCUCUGCCUCUGAAGCCUUCAGCCUUUCCGCCUGGGCUGACAGACAAGAAGAAGAAGCGGAGCCGGACAUCGGCACCGUUCCCUUCUGCGUCUGGCGGCAACCAGGAGGCGACACCUGCGUCGCGCGAAGCUGGCGAGCGAGAACAGGAGGGCGAUAAAGGCCGGCGAGGCAAAGACAAACGGGAGAAGACGGUCGACGCGAGAAGCGACGAGGCGGGCGACGCGGCAGACGAAGGCGAAGAAGAGGAACAAGGCGCAUGGGUGGAGAUCGCCUACCAAGUCGGGCCUCGAACCGUGAAGAGAGCGUUCACGACGUUUCGCCUGUUCAUCCCCCAGAAUGUGCCGCUGGCGGAGCCCGCGGAAGGCUGUUGGCGGCUCCGGCCUCGUUCGCCGCUCUGUUCCUCUCCGCCGCCUUCUCUCGCGCGAUUUCUGCGUCUCCUCGACGCCCAAGAAAAGGCAGAGGAGGCCGCAGACUCUCGCCGCGCCUCUUCCUCGCCUUCGCAUACCUCGUCUUCUUCACCGCCUCCGGCGAGUUCUUCUCCCCUUGCUUCCGUAGAUCCCUGGGAGCGAGCGCUUGUGGAGGAAGGAGAAGGAGAAGAAGGAGCCGUUCGGCACAGGUACAAAGUGGGUCUUCUCGCGCAAGACGUCUGGCCAGGUGCCGUCGUUUGCGUCCGCAUGGAGGAGAAUCCUCAUGAGUUACACGACGCCCUCGUUCUGAAUGUGCAGACAUCGCCGUGUUGCUGUCUCGCGCGACAUAGGCAACGGAGCAGCUCUUUCUCCGACGACGAAGACUUCUCUGUCGAAGGGGAAGGUGAGGAGCGCGAGCCUGAAGGAGACGCGCAGGCAGGGAGGGAACGGGCAACAUGCGCAGAAGGAGAGACACGCCUGCAGAGGCUGUCCGGAGAAGAGACGCCGGCGGCCGGGCAGGGAGAAGCCCGCGAGCAGACCGGGAGAGCGGCGGAAGCUGGCCAAACGCGAGCGCCAGAGAAGAAAGAGAAAACUUCCAAACCGGCGACAGAGGUCAGCGCCGCGACCGGUGAGAAGCGUGCAGAAGGACAGGAGGAAAGGACGACGACGAAAAGCGUAGACGAUACAGGGGCGAGUCCCGCGGACGAGCGUGAUGCGAGUCUCCAGGGCAUUCCUAAGUCGGGGGUCCGUGCUGAGAAGCGCGUCCCUGGCAGAUGCACCUGCAGCUGGAAGCUGCAGGUCGUCGAUGCUGCAGACGAGGCGAACGCAUUCACGGUCUGUGCGUCGAGCCACACUCCCCCGUCGUACUUUUCUUCGCUCUUACCGACUUCUUCCUCUCGCGGAGAAGCUGCCGCGGCUGCACCCGCGGCUCCCCCGCUUCGCUGCGCCCUCGAAGGCCGGCGCCAGUUUCUUCCUUCUUCGUCUUCUCCUUCGCCCGUACGGGUGGUGGCUGUGAAGUUGCUCUACUUCGCCGAUGCGGCUGUCGAGUGGAUCUCCGUGGACGUCCUCCGUUAUCGCCUGUGCUACGAUGUGCAUCCGCAGGAUCCAUCUGUGCCGCUCGCGCAGCUUCGGCCUCGGUGGGUCUGGGUGAUCCCGCGGUUCGUCUCGCCCUUGCCGCGGAAGCUCUACCACCUGCAGGAGCUUCUCGCCGCGCUCGCGAAUCCGGCGUCUGCGUCAGGGGUGGGGCCUCCUGCCUCCGCCUGCGGUGAGACGCUCGGCGGGAAGGCGCUCGGCGACCGCGACGAUGGCUUUUCGCCAGCUUCAGCGUCGGUGCACACCGUCUUCUCCCGGUACCUGCGCGUCGCUCCCGGAACUGCCGCCUGCGCGAAAGCGUCGCUGUGGUACAUUCCGGUGGACCUGCAGCUGCACCCUGCAUGCAUGCCACCCUUCGUCCAUGUGCCUGCCGUCUGCUUGCCAUCGAACACGAAGAAGCGCGAGAAACUCGAGGAGCAGAAGCGCGGCAACGAGAAGAGGGUCGAAAGCGAGAAAAACAGCGAAACCGGGAAGGGCGAGGGGGAAGGAGCCGCGGAGAGAGGAGGCGAGGCGGGCAAUGCGGGGGACUGUGCGGAGGAUCUUGAGAAGGAAAAGAAGGUCCGGGAGAAAAGGAAGACCGGCGACGCAGAGGACACCGAACCUGCAGACGAGAAAGGGAGGCUGCAGGGCGAGGGCGCGAAGAAGAAGAGGAAAACUGCAGAGGAAGACUGUGAGGCGCGAGCGACAGACGAGAAGGAUUCCGAGAAGUCCGCGAAGCAGGACUCAAGGCGGGUAUGCGAGGCGAAAGUGGCGGGUGCAGGAACGCCGACGGACGCCCUCUGUGCGUCGGCCCUGGCCUCGCCACAGCCGGUCGCUGCGGCGUCUCUGGCGGUCGGGAACUCACGGGGCUCGUCGGCCGCGGCCAGUUCGAACCGGGACAGUCCUGCGCCACAGACAGACGAGAAGGAGGCGACGCCGAUUCUGUUUGCGCCGACCAUCUGCAAAUUCCUCCAACCUGACUUGGAUCCACGCGCGCUGCUCCUGCAGAACUUGUGGAUCUACCGCUAUCCUUCGAUGCCUUAUUUCCCUCCCCACACGGCUCCUGCCAUUGGGGCGAUGCUGGCGUCCGCGCAGGGCUCUGCGGUUUCAAAUCGCCAUGCCUUCGUGCGUCGCGAGCCACUCUUCGCUGCUCGUCUGGACGAAGAAGGCGGCGACGAGAGGGAGACUGUCUCUGCGCAGGCGCAGGCGCAGGCCGGAGACGGAGUUGCAGGAGGCGAAGAGGAGCCGGGGCGGACCUUGCAAAAGACUGCGAGGAGAGGAGCGUCGGUGGAAAGGAGAGCUACGCGCUCCGAAAGCGAGCAGGGCCGAGACUCGACAGGGCUGCCAGAUGCCGGCGACACGGACGGGACGGCUCCAGUCUCGUCGACCGAGGUCGCACGGGGCUCACUGGAGACCGAAGAAGGGAGGCAGGCGCCUCCAGGGGAACGGACAUUCAUCCCGGAAGGCUUGCGGCAGGAUUCAGGAAGCGCUCAAGGAGAUGCACCCUGCGAGAAGGCGACUGUGCAUGCAGGAGAGAAGCAAGACGAGGCUGGAGUAGAGGGAGAACACGGGAGAGGUAGAACGGGGGCCGAGGACGGCCCCGACCUCGACUCGCCACCCUCUCCCCCAGUCCCAAUGGCUCCCGGGGAGGCGGCAGCCAGUCAGGGCGGUGGCCUUCAAACAAACACAAAAGAGACGAAAGACGAGAUGGCGCUGGGGACAGUCGCACAUGAUGCCAAAGAGAGACGAGAUGAGAAACUAGACUGCGUUUCGCUGAUAGGCAGGGAGUCUGAAGCCUCGCUCACCCCUGCUGCAGGCGGCCUCAACAGCGCGUCGAUGGAGUCACCAGAUGACCGGAGACGCGGAGAGAACAAAGCCAGUCUGGACGCUGCGAGAGAUUCUGAGAAAUCAGUGGAGAACCGAGACGAGACGCCGGAAGAGAAGAGGGGGAGAGAGAAGCGAGAGCGCGACGGGGAGAGUUUGCAUGCAAGCGGGAACCCGAGCUACCGGUUGGGCUCCCGGAAGAAGGCAUCGACAGGUCGUGCCUCAGCUGCGCCGGAGCCAGACGAGGGCAACACCGUGGAAGAAGGACAGGACUUUGAAGAGGAGCGAAGCUUAGGGGAAGAGGCUGGAAGCAAGGGGGUCAAGAGUGAGCUCGAGGAGCCCGCGGGAGGAGCUCUGGACGAGGACGAGAAGGCGCCCGACAGCGAAAAGAAGGGAGACGAGUGUCGCCGAAAUGCCAAGCGAAAGCUUCUGAGUGUGGCGCCUGCCGCCACGGUCUCUGCGUGCUCGUCUCCUGCUUCGUGUCUCGGCGAAGACCUGAGAGAGGAGAAGAGCGGCGACAUCGCGGAGAGGGAGGAAGACGCAACCGCUUCUUCUGCCAGCUCGUCCGCUACUCUCAAGAACAAGCGAGGCGGGAGGCGCACGCGGCGCGCAUACGAAGGGGAGAGGGAGCUUAGAGAUGGCGAGACGAAAGAGAUGAGUGGCGGCGAGAGAGAGCGAAAGAAGGGGAAGAAACUGUCCCCUGUUACCGUUCACAUUUCCAAGGGCCAGAAAGACGGCCCCGACCGAGAGUUUCCUCUCUCGUCCUCCCUCAGUCUUCCUGCUGCAUUGCUCAGCACCAACGAAGGCGCCUCUUCCCCGUCGUCUUCGUCUUCUUCGUCUUCAUUCAUCGAAAUCGUCGAAGUCGAAAGUGUGUCGACUCCCGGCAGUGUGCCGCGCGUUGUCCUCGACGAAGACGAAGAUGCCGCGCGUUCUCUGUUGAAAGACAGACGCGGUCGCGGGACCCCCGGCGUUUCUUCCCUCGCCGUGGCGCCUGCCUACGGCGAAGUGGACCUGCCUCGCGGCUCUUCCCAGAGCUCGCAAAGUGAGGCGCUAGCGCCGUCGUCUUCUUCGCUUUCGUCUCCGGUUUCUCUUUCUGCGUCGCCAGCGCCUUCGCCUUCUUCUCUUGCGUCUCCCUCUUCUCCCGCGUCGUCUUCUCCGUCUUCUCUCCCUUCUUGUUCUUCUUCACCCUCUGCAUCGUCCAUCCUUCAGGGAGGGGUGAGGCCAAUCCGGAGCAAUGGGCCUCGGCAGGGCGACUCCGCAACUUUCGCGUUGCGAGGCUCUCCUGCUGUCUCUGCAUCUGCUUCUUCUCUCGCGUCUGCGUCCGCCUUUCUCGUCUCUGACGGCGAGCGAGGGGCUCGACGCGCAGAGGGAGACUGGGAGAGAACAAGACGGCACCCUCUCGACGCCGAGAAAGAAGAGUCGACCGGCGGCGCCUUGCACACCCGCGAAGACGACAGUGGGCGCGGUAUUGGGACCUCGUUUUCGGCCGGGUCCUGGGGUCUGGAAGCGCCGUCUCUGGGCCUAGGUCGCGGUCGACGCGGGGACAAGGAGCGCGGCGUCGAGCGACGCGACGAAGAGCUCGAUGAAGGCAGUGAAGCCCACAGAACGGGGAGGACGCAGCCGGUCCUCGAGUGGCACCAACUGACGUGGAUCACGGAGGACGAGGUCGAAGACGAAAGGAAGCGCGACCACCGAAGAGACAGCAAAGGCGCGAAAAAGAAGGUGAAGGUGACUGGCGUGAAGACCGGCGCAGGGCCUUCGCGCGCCCUGCCCGUUGCGGCGAGGGAGGCGCACCAGGCGGCGCUCGCGCCUGGAGGAUCUGCGCCGCGUGACGGGUUGAAACGAGGGAAAGGCAUCGACAAACCUCCUGAGCAGCCUGGAGUCGCUCACGAUGCUCCCUCACCUCUCUAAGAACUCAAGGAGUUCGGACGACAAUCAGCGUCAUCCGUCCAGACGUUCAUCCAGCCGUCGGUCCAGCCGGCUUCCUGUGAGGGUCUUUCAGGUUCCCAGCGGGAGGGCGCAACAGACUGGGUCGGAACGGAGAAUGGGGGCGCAAGUAAAAGUGCGAGGAAGAAAGGAGGUUGGAGACGGACAGAGGCGGCGGUGCGAGUGGGGGCAGGAGUGGUGCGUCUGUCUUUUUUGGGAUCUAGUUUGCUUUGUUUUUCAAAGAGCCAGAAAACCGAGACACACUGUCUUGCUUUCAGUCCGCACACUUCCUCCACGAGCAGCGCGGUCGCGCAUUCUUCGUGUGAGAUUCGCUUCUCUGUUUUCUUCAAGAAUAUCGAAAAACCACAGACAACCCGAUGCUCGCGUUCCAGGGAUGCGCCAAGAAAAAAAAAACGAACACCACACGACACGGACCGCUCAACGCCGGAAAGCCUCACCGUUCGUCCUGCCUCUUUCCCUCUUGUUUCCGCCUCCUUUCUAAUUCGUCCUGCUGUUCUACGUUCUCUCUGCCACGGUACACAGUACACGCGCAUGACAGCUCAGACGUAUACAAAUAUAUAUCGGUAUGUGUAUGUGUGUCUGGCUAGAGGCGCAGAGAGGCUGCAUCAUUUUGAAGUGAUAUCUGGCCUAGCUACAUGCAUAUGCGCCUGUGGAUGCUUUGGGCUGAGUGUAGCCAAUCGCUCCUCGUUUGCCCUUCGCCACAGCGACUGUCACAAAAUAGGCACGACAGCUACCAGAGGCAUUACCGGAAGUUUGGGAAUGCAUGCGUCGUGGAGAAGAAACUCAGUACUCCCACGGUCGU
This is a messenger RNA of Toxoplasma gondii ME49, 18706 nucleotides long. RefSeq lists its product as hypothetical. The record is from RefSeq and is a predicted model, not a curated record. NCBI's taxonomy places the organism in Eukaryota, Apicomplexa, Conoidasida, Eucoccidiorida, Sarcocystidae. The transcript is spliced from 6 exons. The coding region runs from base 3982 to 17868 and encodes 4628 amino acids.